This is a messenger RNA of Prosopis cineraria, 1745 nucleotides long. RefSeq lists its product as uncharacterized. Bases 780 to 1556 code for a protein of 258 amino acids. The record is from RefSeq and is a predicted model, not a curated record. The transcript has 4 exons. Lineage: Eukaryota; Viridiplantae; Streptophyta; Magnoliopsida; Fabales; Fabaceae.
CAAACAUCAUCAACUGCUGCAAAACAGGUCACAGCAUCUCUCAGAGGAACAGCAUCAUCCCACGAUCCCAUUACCUUCAAUGCCCUCCUCUUUCUCUCUCUGACCCAUUCCUAUUGCUUUCUCUCUCUACGCAGAAGAUACCAACAACAAAUAGAAUGAAAGAAGAAACUUGGAAACUCCACGCAUCGUCCCACAUCAACGCCAAAGAGUCCAACUUUCUAUAUGCAUCUCUCUCUCUCUCUCAUGAAUGGCCCAGCUGGACCAAAAUUUAUGUAGAAGGAAAAACAAAAAAGAAAGAAUGGGAAAGCAAGAAAGAAUAGGGAGGGAGGUUAGAUGGAUGGAUAGAUAUAGAUGUCUUCAAAUGUCCUCCAACCAAACCCACCUUACUACUACUACAACAACAACAACACCACCACCAAUCUCUCUCUCGCUUCACAAGCCAUGUUUCCCCGAAAUACCCUUCUGCAAGCCCCCAAAAAAUCCCAUCUUCAUCACUGUCUUUCUAAAGAACAAUUUUUUUUUCACCGAGUUAUGUGGGCUUUUUGGGUUCCUUUGUCUUGGUCAGAGUUUCACAGAGAAAACAGGGAAAGCGAGAACCUUCUCCCUACCCUCUUUCUUUCUUCAUUAUCUUUCUCGCUCUCUUAUUCAUUGCUUCUUUCUUUGGCCUCCCUUCUUUUUGGGUAUCUCUCGCCUUCUUGUGUGCUCCCGCGUUUUCCCCGUUUAUCCCUUUUCUCUUUUAUUCUCUCUGUGUUUAGCUGUGAUACCUCGCUGAUCUGACGAUGAAGAAGAUGAAAGGGGCUGUUCGUUUGGAGCCUCCAUAUGCUUCGUACGAGGAUCAGAGGGCAAGGCUUAGGCAUCAGAGCCUCUUGCAGGACUAUGAAGAGCUUUUGAUGGAGACACAUGACACAAGAAGGAAAUUGGAGAUUAUGAAGCAAAAAAAGCUGUUGUUGUUAGCUGAAGUUGGAUUCUUGAGGCGACGAUACCAAUACUUGGUGCAAAACCCUUUGCCAAAGGCUCAACCGAAGCAAGAUAUUUCAAAGUUACAAAAGGUCAAAACCCAUGCACCGACCGGUUUGAAGGGAAGGAGUCACAGUAAGAAGGACCUCGCCCUACGCCCUCCCGUUCCUCCUUAUUCGAAUCCUAAAGAAAGGAUUCCCAAUGGGGUUGAAGUCACAUUGCAGAAACUUGCUCCUGUGUUUGAUUUAAACCAGAAUGCUAGGACUUCUAGUGGAAAGGCUGUGCCUUUUCAUGGCUCUGCUUCAAAUCCAAUGCUUGAUUUAAAUCAGAAGGAUAGGAUUCACAGUGGGAAGGAAGCCACAAAGAAGAGUAUUAUUCCAUUUUUUGACUUGAACCAGAUUUCGAGAGAAGAGGAGGAAAUGCAGGGUAGUGUUGAGCCAAUGAAGAUUGAGGAACCAAAGAAAAAUACAUUGAGAAUGUUAAGCGAUGAGCAGCACAACGACAUCAAGCUAUCAGUUUGCAGAAAUGUUGGGGAUGGUUCAAACAGGGCCGGGAAGAGGAAGAUUACAUGGCAAGAUCAGGUGGCUCUAAGGGUUUAAUUUCAUCUAGUGCAUUAGGCAAAAAUUCCUGCCCUUUAGGAAUUUGUAGCGAGCCUUUGAUGCAACAGCAGAUUUUUACAUUUUACUGAUCAUUCUAGUUUUAUGUCUCCUUGUAAAGAUAAAUAUAGUAUCACAUCUUCAAUGUUCAAUAUAUAUAAAGUGAAAUGGGAAAUUUCUGCUUAGGAAUCA